Phytophthora sojae is the source of this 2904-nucleotide messenger RNA. RefSeq lists its product as hypothetical. Bases 1 to 2904 code for a protein of 967 amino acids. The record is from RefSeq and is a predicted model, not a curated record. NCBI's taxonomy places the organism in Eukaryota, Oomycota, Peronosporomycetes, Peronosporales, Peronosporaceae. Gene Ontology annotation, biological process: transmembrane transport; chloride transport. The transcript has a single exon. Gene Ontology annotation, molecular function: voltage-gated chloride channel activity. Gene Ontology annotation, cellular component: intracellular membrane-bounded organelle; membrane.
AUGGCGUCCCCCCGCGAGCCCUCGGAGACGGACGCGCUGCUGGCGCCGCCCCCCUCCGCCGUGCGCGUGUCCAUCUCGGCCGCCGACGUCGAGGAUGACAACGAGAGCGACACGCUGUCCUCGGGCCAGGACGUGGCCGUCGCGGACCCUCCGCGCUUCCCGGCGCUGGCGCGCACGGCCUCGGCGCUGCGCUCGCCGUCCUCGAUCCUGCGCUCGCCCAUGCCGCGCUUCAUGCUGGACGGCCCGCGCUCGCCCAGCUGGAAGCCCAACGCGCGCAACGCCGCGCCCACGCCCUCGCAGUUCGGCGCCGUGGACCAGCGCGACCCGUACGCGGGCACGUACGGCGUGCAGCGCACGCACUCGUUCCCGAGCGACCUGUACUCGGGCGCGCGCUUCUCGCGCUUCGAGAUCGAGGAGGCGCUGCGGCAGCGCAACGGCACCACGCUGCUGGACUGGCUCAAGGGCAAGGGCCGCAACCCGUUCUCGGCCGCCUCGCGCAAGCAGCAGAUGAAGGAGAAGGACAAGGAGAAGCGCGCCAAGGCGCAGCACCGCGAGUCCUUCAACUACGACUUCUUCGAGAGCCGCGUCAACAUGCAGCAUGACCAGGAGCAGACGGAGAGCGCCGUGCGCUCGCUCAACAUCGCGCGCUGGGUCAUGACCUUCGGCGUGGGGCUGGGCACGGCGCUCAUCGCGUGCUUCGUCGAGUUCUGGACGUCUCUGCUGUCCACGUUCCGCACGGCCACGAUGGAGUCGCUGGUGGCGGCCGAGAUGGACGGAUCCCAGGCCUUUGGCACGGGGUACCUGGCCUACUCGAUGAUCAGCGUGGGCUUUGUGGCUGUAGCAAGCUACUGCGUUGCCAUCCUGUGCCCCGUCGCCGGCGGGUCCGGUAUCUCGGAGAUUAAGGCCACGCUCAACGGUAUCAAGAUCCACCGCGUUGUUCGGCUCAAGACGCUGUUCUGCAAGGCCUUUGGCAUCCUGUUUAGUGUAUCGGGCGGACUGCCAGUGGGCAAGGAAGGACCCAUGAUCCACAGCGGCUCGGUCAUCGGUGCCGGGCUGUCGCAGGGCAAGUCCUCGAGUUUCGGGCUGGACACGAGCUGGACUAAGUUCAAGGGCUUCCGCAACGACAAGGAGAAGCGCGACUUCAUCUCGUGCGGAGCUGCGGCUGGUGUGGCGGCCGCCUUUGGCGCCCCCAUCGGUGGAGUUUUGUUCGCGCUGGAGGAGGGCGCCUCGUUCUGGCACCAGAACCUUACGUGGCGCACGUUCUUCUGCGCUAUGGUGUCCGCCUUCGUGCUCAACUACUUCAUGUCCUUCAUGGAGGCCAACGAGUCGAAUGGCCCGACGCCGGACGUAGAGCAUGUCUUCAUUGGCGGCACCCUAGGCACGCAGACGGGGACCUUCACGUUCGGCCAGUUCGUUGGCAGCAAGGCCUACGAGGUGUUGGACGUGCCCAUUUUCAUUGUGAUGGGAAUGGUGGGCGGCCUGUUCGGCGCUGGCUUCAACGGCGCCAACACGGUGCUGACCAAGUUCCGCAAGCGCUACGUGACCCACCGCUUCCUGCGCUUCGGCGAGGCGCUGCUGAUCGCGUUCAGCAUGGCCACGGCGUCGUUCUGGCUGUCCUACUACUUCGGCCAGUGCCGCGACCUCGCAGGCGACUACAGCGACUCGCUGUCUCGGUUCUACUGCCCGGAAGGACAGUAUAACGACUUGGCUUCGCUCUUCACGGUGAACUACGCGACGAGCAUGAAGCAGCUGCUGCACUUCACGGGCGACGGCAGCUUCACGCCGUUCUCGCUGUGCAUGUUCUUCGUCGUGUUCUACAUCUUCGCGUGCUGGACCUACGGUAUUGCCGUGCCUUCGGGUCUCUUCGUGCCCAGUCUGCUGGCCGGUGCUGCGUACGGCCGUAUCUGCGUCAUGAUCGUGCACUACCUGGGCUUCCCCGUGGGCGCGCAAGACGGCAUGUUUGCCCUCAUCGGCUCGGCCUGUAUGCUUGGGGGCAUGGCCCGAAUGACGAUUUCGCUGACGGUCAUCAUCCUCGAGUGCACGGGCGUGAUCGAGUGGGGUCUCCCCAUUAUGGUGUCGCUGAUGGCUGCGCGCUGGGUGGGCAACAGCUUCAACGAAGGUCUGUACGACAUCCACAUCCACCUGAACCACCUGCCGUUCCUCGAGUUCGAUCCGCCAUACUACGCCCGCUUCCUGCGCGCGCUCAACAUCAUGAGCUCGCCGCCGACGUGUGUGCCGCAGAUUGCCAAGGUCGGCGAGAUCUACGACGUGCUCAAGAACUGCAACCACGGCGGCUUCCCGGUGAUCGUGCCGCGCAGUCAGGACGCUGCCGGUGGGGGCCACCGACCGAACCUGGGCGCCAAGCGCAUCUCUCCUCGUUUCGCUGGUACCAUCUACCGACACCACCUGGCUGUGCUGCUGCAGCGCAAGGACUUCUUCAUUGAGAAACCCGAGCCGUUUGUGCGUACUCCUGCGGGUGACACGACGCUGCUGUACAAUGACCAGUACGCGCUGUCCUACCGGGACAUGGAGGGCAGCUACCCUCGAUACCCGUCUAUCAACGACAUUCAGCUGGACGAGGAGGAGCGGGACCUGUGGAUGGACCUCACUCCUUACAUGAACCCGACGCCCCACACCGUGCAGGAGCAGACCCCCGUGCCGCGUGCAUUCCGGUUAUUCCGCUCCCUGGGACUGCGCCACCUCAUUGUGCUGAACCGGCGUAACGAGGUGCGCGGUGUGAUCACACGAAAGGAUCUGACUCCGGCACACCUCAAGUUCUGUCUGGAAUCUUUGAGCGAGACGGAGAAGCAGCGCAUCCAGGGCUACUUCCACCGCGAUCGCUCUGGAUCGGAGCGCUUCGAGGACGUCGAGAAGAAGCUGAUCAGCAUCACCGACAACUCUUAA